Durotheca rogersii is the source of this 3808-nucleotide messenger RNA. RefSeq lists its product as uncharacterized. Gene Ontology annotation, cellular component: nucleus. NCBI's taxonomy places the organism in Eukaryota, Fungi, Ascomycota, Sordariomycetes, Xylariales, Xylariaceae. The coding region runs from base 524 to 3388 and encodes 954 amino acids. The transcript is spliced from 2 exons. Gene Ontology annotation, biological process: protein ubiquitination; mitotic cell cycle checkpoint signaling; ubiquitin-dependent protein catabolic process. The record is from RefSeq and is a predicted model, not a curated record. Gene Ontology annotation, molecular function: protein binding; metal ion binding; ubiquitin-protein transferase activity.
GGGCUGACCGGGGGCGGUUAGGCAUCUCCAGCUCCGUCGCCAUCUCCAACCUUCAGUAAACCCCGUCGUCGUCUCUUCUCGUCUCCCCCAUCAGGUAUGUCAGACACUUUUACGAGGCGAGACGGGCUCUGCCGCUGCACCUCCUAACGCCAACGGGCUGGCUGCAUCACGAGGGAGGCGAUGCUAGACCGUGCUUCUGACACCCUUCCAGAACCCGGGACUCGAGCUGCCGGUCAGAUGCACCGCCUUGAUUGACACGAUGCAUUCUCGCGCCUGCUGGUGACUCGGUACCAAGUCCUCAAUGUAUACCAAGCCCUUCACAACCCAGUCUUUUCUUAUACCAAGCCCUCUCCAGCUUAUCCUAUCCGGAGGAUAGUCAUAUAACUCCGCAACACAAACCCAACUCCACUGCCCAUAUUAAAUACCCCUUCGCGGAGUCUCUCCCGUUCAAGAUUUGUCCUCCUCCAGUAUUACCCCGUAACAGAACAGCAGGGAGAGGGCCUCUGCUUGUCCCACAGUUACUAUGACCUCCUCGCAGCCCAGUGUCGACCUGGAGAAGGAGUUGACUUGCUCGAUCUGUACCGAAAUCCUUUACCAACCCUUGACCCUCCUCGACUGCCUGCACACCUUUUGUGGUGCUUGCUUGAAAAACUGGUUUAGCUGGCAACUGAAGGCAGUAGAAAACGCGCCCACUCCGAGAUCUUCCAGCUCACGAAUAUACACCUGCCCCUCAUGUCGUGCGCCGGUUCGAGAUACCCGCCAUAAUGCUACCGUAAACACUCUGCUCGACAUGUUCCUAGCCGCGAACCCGGACAAAUCAAAGCCCGCCGACGAGAAAGAGGAGAUGCGUCAGAACUACAGACCCGGCGAUGACGUCCUGCCUAGGGUACGUGUACCCGAGAGGUCGUCCGAGGACAGGCGGCUCCAGGAGAUAGAGAGGCAGAUGCUAGAACAAGCGCGGCAGAUGAGUCUGCGGGACGCUGGUGUAGAUCCGGCCGAGGGGUCUAGAGCGAGGCGACGCCGUGACCGCAGCCGGUCCGACGGCGAGAGGAGCAGAUCAGACAGAGACGGUAGCCGAGAUGCACGUCGGGAGCCGCGUGACUAUGCUCGGAGGGACGACACACACCGGCGGCGGGUUGACCCGAACGGAUUAUUACUGCCCGAGCCGUCAUCGGACGAGCGACGACGUCAUCGUAGUGAAUCGCGACAUCAUGCGCCUUCGCGUGAUUCAUCUCGGACGAGGAGACAGGUGGAACAUCAGGCGUCGAUACGAUCGCUGAUUAGUUCGUCCGAUGUCGACUCUCGGGACGUGGAACGGGAAAUAGAAGAGUUCGCACGCCAGAUCCAGGAAGAAGGUCUUCUAGACGGCCUAGACUUGGACAAUAUCGACCUAACCCAAAACGACGAGCUGAGCCGGAAAAUCACAGACGCUUACCGGCGGCGACAGAGGGAUCGAGUCCGUAACCAACAGCCCAGGAGGAGCGAUCCUGGUUUGCCCUCCCGCCCGGACGAGCACCUGCGCUCUGCCUCGCGGCCUGCCCCGCUAGAAAUAUCCCGGCCGAGCAGCCGGCAGCGAUCUAGCUCGGCGACGACUAGGCCACGGAGCUCCACGGCUCAGAACCACACAGACGAUCGGAACCGCCCUCCGGUUAGGUCGACUCACCUGGAGGUUCACGUCGCUCCGGAAAGGCGCCAGCGGAGGACUUCGAGCAGUUCUAGGAGCGCAACCGAACCUGUACGGCCAAGGACGGCGGAGGCGAGACCAGCUGCCCGAUCACAAACCGACCUACCCUUGAGAUCUCAGGGUCCUGGCACACCAUCACAUCGUCCAUCCAUGUCCGAAUCGAUGGCUGCUGGCAUGCCCGUCUCGGGCCAAGCCGGACAGUCGUCGACGAGUAGCAGCCCUCGACCCAGGGACCUCUCCUUUAGCGAACGAACCUCCACUGCGCAGAUUCCGCCUGCCUCCUCUCCAGAGGCCCAAUCUGAUGAUUCCGCUCCUGUACACCCCAAGAAGCGACGGCCUUCGAAUCUGGCUGCCCCACAACCCCCUCUGCCCAGUCUCGGACUUAUCAAAUCUUCGUCGUCCCAGCAGGCACAACAACAGCGAGCACGAUCCCAAUUUUAUCAAGAGCCGUCGGUCACAUGUUCACGUUGCGAACGGCGGCACAUCGAAUACGAGCUUCAUUACCACUGCUCGCGGUGCGCGCACGGCGAGUGGAAUAUCUGCUUGAACUGCUACCGCUCUGGGAAAGGAUGUCGCCACUGGUUCGGGUUUGGAUACGCCGCUUUUGCGAGAUGGGAAAGGGUGCGGGAAAAGGCGCGUGCUGAGGGCGAGGAGGACCCGGAGCCGUCGCAUAUUCUCACCCCAUGCCGCUACAAGCCGCCCAAAUACACACCGGGCGGCGCCGAGGGACGGAGGACGCUUACAACGGACGACCCAUCCAAACGAUUGGAAAGCGGCGAGUUCUGUGCGCAAUGUCUCGCUUGGGCUAAUGACUGCAUCUGGCGAUGCCUAUCAUGCAACGAGGGCGAGUGGGGGUUUUGUAACAGCUGCGUGAACCAAGGCAAAUGCUGUACGCACCCUCUCCUCCCGCUGGCGUACGUCGAUCCCGUGGCAACACCCCACAGCUCACCGAGCAGGGCCCAGUUCUCCGAGUACCCGCGGGGCGGGGCUGUCUCUCCCGGGCUCAACAGCAUCAGCCUCGGCGACUUUAAGCCGCUUACCUUUACGAUGUCGUGCGAAAUCUGCCACGAGGAAAUCCCUCCCGACCACCAGAGAUACCACUGCUCUCGGUGCCUUAGUACGACGGCCCCGAACGCGCAGCCGGGCGACUACAACAUCUGCACGGACUGUUACGCUGGCCUCGUCCGGGACGGACGCAUAUCUAACGAGAAUGGCCACGGCGGCUGGAGGCGUUGCUUGAAGGGCCAUCGAAUGACCGUCAUCGGCUUCAGCGAGGCUUCGAGCGCUCACAGACGCCAGGUGAUCCGAGAGAUGGUCGGGGGCCACAGCCUACGCAUCAGCCCUUCCGAGGACGGGGCGCCGGACGGGGCGCCGGACGAGGAGCACGAGCAGGGGCCCCGCCUGGAGAAGUGGUCGUGGAAGGGCGCGGACGGGGAGCGGCUCGAGAGGCUCGUUACCGUAGACGUGGCCGCGACGGGCCCCCCGUCGGAGACGGAAGAGUUCCCGCCGGACGGAGGCGUGGGCACACGAGCUAUCGCGAGGUGGUCCUGGCUCCCGCAGCCGGGCGCCGACGACGAGCUCCUCUUCCCGAGGGGGGCGGAGGUGCAGGAGAUAGAAGACGUCAACGGCGAAUGGUUCUUUGGGCACUACAUGGGGGCGGAGGGGCUGUUCCCGGCGCCGUACGUGGUAGCCCUCGAGGAAUAGCGGCAGCGAUAGCGGCUACUACGACUACGAUAAUUCCCCCGAUAAUGUUGAUCCACGAUGAUGAGAUGAACGACCUGACGGUACGGGACAGGGGAAAGGAAGGAAAAAGGAGACGUAUGUAUGUGUAUAGGUUGUGAGCAUCGUGUGGUUAGUAUGGCAUGGCAUAGCUGUUGCCGUUGUGCGUAUCCCUUUUCUGUCUGUUCUUUUCUUUUGCGUCUAUCGCAUCUAGCAUAAACCUAGACGGGCCCUGGAGGCUCGCGAGAACAGUAUACCUAUACUUAUAUGCAGCGUGUCGCGGACCUCGUCUCGGGCCCUUUUAAGCGAUCUCACCUACUAUCAGGUUAGUUGGAGGCUUGAUCACGACGGCAGCCGGGUGGUACCUAGCUACAUGCCCGAGGUGGGGUGGAGAGGGGAGCGGAA